Messenger RNA from Anopheles nili, 1260 nucleotides. RefSeq lists its product as uncharacterized. The transcript is spliced from 3 exons. The record is from RefSeq and is a predicted model, not a curated record. NCBI's taxonomy places the organism in Eukaryota, Metazoa, Arthropoda, Insecta, Diptera, Culicidae. The coding region runs from base 1 to 1260 and encodes 419 amino acids.
AUGCUGCUGGAAGUGGCAUUGCUUUUGUCGACUUUGGUCCUUCGAUUGGACGGCCGGUUUGUGGAAAUCAGCAAACAGCCACCCGGAACCGUAGCGAUAGUGCCGAAUGACGAGGAUGGCGAAAGUGUUCUGCUCGGUCCGGUAUUUCACGAUUCGCAAGAACUCGACCGAGAAACGGGCAAUGAAAUGAUUUCGGUGAAACUGUUGAAUCAGUAUCGCACGAGAUCGAUCGAUAACCAGCAGGGCGAUACUGACACGAUCCUUGUUGGCGAUGGAGCUCGAUCGAGACCGACGUUAUUGGAUUAUGACAACGCAAACCACCUGGAGGGAAAUGGAAACGAUUUGAAUCCACCCUACUUCCAGCAACCGCCUGUCGAAGCCGAAGAAAUCGAUAUGAAAGAAAACGGUAUAGAGGACGAUUUGGUGCCAACUGAACCGAUCCUUGAUACGCGUUUGCUCGAUGCUUGGCCACAGUUGGCCAUUACUGGCAACAGUGUUAUGGAUUCUGGUAACGAGAAUAAUUCCCCUGACAGUAUCGGGUCGAAAUCGACAACGCUAACUACGAUGACCACUAGUACGACAACGAGAACGACAACCGUUCGCAAGAUACAGCGUAAGACGCGUCAACAGGUGCUAACUACUUUGAGAAACGUUCCGCAGAGUACUAGCACACAAAGAUCCACUCAAGGUAGAGCAACUUCAGUACCACGGCCAACGCCUACGAGUCAUAGACCUCAAGUUCCCAGAAUAGAUAUCUCUAAGCUAAAUCUUGAGCAUCUCGAAAGCGAACUGGUAGCUUUUCCAACGCUGAUUCCUCCGCAAGCUUUGGCGUACAGCUCCAGUUCAUCUUCCACCAGACUGCUACCGAGAAGCAUCAAACCGGAACAAGCACCGGCGUGUGGUUGUCAGCACAGAAAACGGUCCGUUCGGAGGAGUCAGCACUCGUCGGAAGAAUUUGGAGAUCCCGCCGGUGAUUAUGAUGAUUACGAUUACGAUUAUAACGACUUGCGCAAGGUGUCCGUGAAUAAGCCACUGGCUAGCAGACCGAUGUUCCUGCCGGCCAUGUCCCGGCUACUUGCACCAGGAUCUGCUGAGCCGCUCGAAAGUAGCAUUGAAAGGGCGGAAAAGGUACACGGUACGUUGGAAAGGCUUAUGGGAAUUGUGACGAUCUUUUCGCACGUAGAUGAAUUCAUACAGAAAAAGACGAAACAGUCCAUACGACGUUUGGCGCGUUUGUAUGAAAGCGAAGAGUUUGACUAG